GUGUUAUCUCCUCCAUUCCAUGCCAUUCCAUUUCCAUUCCACUUCUGCCGCCUUCUCGUCAAAUCUCCAACUCAACGGAGAGGCAGAAGUAGAAGCGGAAGCAUGGCUCCUUCCUCCUCCUCCUUUCUCCCGUCGAAUCUUUUGGUGCUGCUCGGGCUGAGCCUCGCCGGCGUAAUCCUUAUGACGCGGCGCCUCCGGCGGCGCGUCCCGAAGGAGGACCUCGGCGCCUUCGUCCAGCGUCUCCAGAUUCUCCCACCGCCUCCACCCCCGCCACCCAAGGCCCCCCACCCAUUGACCGGCCUCACCUUCGCCGUUGCCGACAUAUUUGAUAUUGAAGGAUAUGUGACUGGGUUUGGCAACCCGGACUGGGCAAGGACACAUGAAUUUGCAACGAGAACAUCUCCAAUUAUUUUGACUCUUGUGGAUGGUGGCGCUAGUUGUGUUGGAAAAACUGUCAUUGAUGAGUUAGCAUAUGGCAUAAGUGGUGAAAACAAACAUUACGAUACUCCUGAGAAUCCUUCAUCUCCUGAGCGAGUACCAGGAGGAUGUUCAAGUGGGUCAGCUGUAGCUGUUGCUAGUGGCUUGGUAGACUUCUCCUUAGGUGUUGACGCUGUUGGUGGAGUGAGAAUACCCGGGGGAUAUUGUGGCAUUUUAGCUUUCCGGCCUUCUUAUGGUGUUAUUUCUAAUAUGGGUGUUAUUCCUGUUUCCCCUAGCCUGGACACAGUUGGAUUAUUCUCCAAGGAUCCUAAUGUGUUGCAUCGGGUAGCUCAUAUACUGCUCCAGCUUCCAUAUGGCGGUUUGCGCCAACCUAGAAGUAUAAUCAUUGCAGAUGACUGUUUUGAACUGUUGAAGAUACCAGCGAGUAGAGUGACUCAGGUGCUGGUCAAAUCUGUAGAGAAGCAGUUUGGAAGGCGACUUCUAAAGCAUCUUAAUCUUGGAGAUUAUUUGUCUUCAAGAAUCGAUAGUUUGAAGCAUCUUCAAAAUGGAAAAAAGAAUGACGAGUCAACAAGCACACUCUUAUCACUUGCAAAUGCUAUGCGAUCACUUUACAACCAUGAGUUUAGGAAUAGCCAUGAUGAGUGGAUCAGCUCUACUAAGCCUGUCCUAGAUCCUUUUAUAUCAGCACAAAUAAAUAGAUCGUCAGACAAUACACUUGCACUUGAUUGUUGCCAUUCUGCAAGAGAUAAGGCACGCUUGGCCCUAUAUUCUCUUCUAAAGGAUGAUGGCAUACUUGUUCUCCCUACAGUGUUAGGACUUCCUCCAAAGCUUAAUGCAAAGGAAAUAUCAUCAGAAAAAUAUCUUUCUUAUACAUUUUGCCUGUCUUCUGUUGCUAGUAUGUCAGGUUGUUGUCAGGUCACUAUACCCAUAGGAAUACAUGAAAAAACUCCAGUCUCACUUUCCUUCAUUGCCAGGCAUGGAGCAGACUCCCUCUUGCUAGAUACUGUCAAGUCAAUGUAUGCUAUUUUACAGGAACAAGCUAAUAUAGCAUCCAAGUCCAGCUUUUCAAAAAGCAGCAUUAGCAAGGAAGAAUCUGCUGAAAUUGCAAAAGAAAAAGGUAAUGCUGCUUACAAAGAUAAGCAAUGGCAAAAGGCUAUAAAUCUAUACACCGAUGCAAUCCAACUUAACGAAAAGAGUGCAACAUACCAUAGUAAUCGAGCUGCUGCAUAUCUUGAAUUGGGAAGUUACCUUCAAGCUGAAGCGGAUUGCACUGCUGCUAUCAACCUUGACAAAAAGAAUGUUAAAGCAUAUCUACGAAGGGGAACUGCCAGGGAGAUGUUGGGCUACUAUAAAGAAGCAAUUGAAGAGCAGCCCGGUGCACGAAACUCUCGCCAUGCGGGGUCCCGGUGAAGGAUCCAUUGUACGCAACCUUACCUUGUUUUUUGCAAGAGGCUGUUUUCAAGAUUUGAACCCGUGACCUUUUGAUCACAUGGCAACAACUUUACCAUUGCGCCAAGGCUCUCUUUCUAUCUGAAUUCUAUUUCAUGUAAAAUAUUAUGAUCAGAAUCCGAAAACAAACAGGUCGCGAUAACAUGGUAAUGAUUUCUGGCUUGGGUGAAGUUGAAGUAACCUUUACAAGUUUGAUUGUUUCCUUUCCACCUAAAUUUUGAUUAAAUUUUUAGUUGAUUGCUGAACAUUCUAUUGUCAUACUGAAUUACAUUGAAGAGAGGAGUUGAGGGAUGCUGGCGAUGAUGAAUUUAUUUGGGUUGAUGAUGGCCAAUGGAUUUAGGUGAGUUGACAUAGAUUGUGUUUGAUUAGCCUAAACCAGAAGCUGAUUUGGAACAAGUUCACCAUUACAUUUUAAUUGUUGUCUAAUGUUUUUUUUACUUGGCGCUAGGUAUCAAUUGUUGUCUAAUGAACAUUAUUUUCGAAGCAUAUAGCCAUUAUUUGAUGGUGAUUGUUGUAGAAGAUCAUGCCAUUAUUUGUUGUUUUAUGGUAAAUGAUUAUACUGUGUUGCUUGAAGUUCUUGUCAUUCAUUGAUUAUUGUUGUGAUAAAUGGGUAUACUUGCUGUUUGAAGUUGAAAGGUUAAGAUGUUGGCAUUAGUGCUUGUCAUUUGAGGUGUCGUGCUAUCAUUCAAGAGUAUCUAAUCAAAGUGUUCCGUGCUAUCAUUCAAGAGUAUCUAAUCAAAGUGUCCCCAUGGGAUGCACAGUCGUUAACUACUUGAGGUCAAUUUUUAGUGGUGAAAUGUUUCUUGACUUCCUUACCUUCCUCAUGCAGGUCCACUAUGUCAAGAGCAAAGUCUGAACUCCAGGUGAACAUAUGACCUUUUGUCUAUCAAAGUAGUUCCAUUGUCUGUUUCAAAGUUGAAGAUUUCAAUGCUAGAGAUCAAGUGUUGUAUUAUUCGGAUUAAAAAUUAAUAAUAAAAAAACGGAGGUGAUGAUGCGAGAAUUAGAUUAA
This is a messenger RNA of Zingiber officinale, 2896 nucleotides long. Its product is annotated as outer envelope protein 64, chloroplastic-like. The coding region runs from base 103 to 1848 and encodes 581 amino acids. Lineage: Eukaryota; Viridiplantae; Streptophyta; Magnoliopsida; Zingiberales; Zingiberaceae. The transcript has 13 exons. The record is from RefSeq and is a predicted model, not a curated record. Gene Ontology annotation, molecular function: protein binding.